AUGGGAAAGAAAGUAUGGCAAAAUCAGACAACUGUAUCCGAAUUCAUACUCUUAGGAUUUGGCGAUCUCCCUAAAGUGCAUGUUCUUCUCUUCCUGCUCUUCUUAGUGGUCUACUUGGUGACCAUGGCUGGGAACCUCCUCAUUGUUGUACUGGUUGUGGCAGAUCAACACCUUCACACCCCCAUGUACUUCUUCCUAGGAAAUCUGUCCUUCUUGGAAUCCUGCUACAGCUCUACCAUCCUGCCUAAAAUGUUGUCAAGCCUCUUGACUGGGGAAAAAAGAAUAUCUAUAAAAGCCUGUUUUUUGCAAUUUUUCAUUUUUUCUUGCCUGGCAGGUGCUGAAUGCUACCUCCUAGCCAUGAUGUCUUACGACAGGUACUUAGCAAUAUGUAAACCACUCCAUUAUGCUACACUUAUGAACAGCCGGCUGAGCUUCCAGUUAGCAGCUGUAUCUUGGGUUUGUGGAAUUUUGGUCAGCAUAAGUUUACUUUUGAAAGUGUCAUGGUUAUCCUUCUGUGGCCCCAAUGAAAUCGAUCAUUACUUUUGUGACUCACCCCCAAUAAUUAACCUCUCCUGCAGUGACACCCUCUUGGUAGAACUGAUUGCCUUAAUAUUUGCUUGUGUGUUCACUCUGCCUCCCUUUCUACUCACCUUGACAUCCUAUGUUUACAUCAUUGUUACAAUUCUUAAAAUCCCAUCCACCACUGGGAGGCAAAAAGCCUUCUCCACUUGUUCCUCUCACCUCACUGUGGUUGCCUUGUAUUAUGGAACACUGAUGCUUGUCUACAUGCUACCACGAUCAAAGGACAUUAGUCAUUUGAAGAAAGUCUUCUCUCUCUUCUACACUGUCCUGACUCCCAUGGUCAAUCCCCUCAUAUACAGUCUGAGAAACAUGGAAGUGAAAGAGUCCAUGAGAAAGAGCUUCAGGAGAUGUAUAUUCUAUAGUACAUCAUGA
Molecule: messenger RNA, 954 nt
Organism: Elgaria multicarinata webbii
Lineage: Eukaryota; Metazoa; Chordata; Lepidosauria; Squamata; Anguidae
Product: olfactory receptor 10A3-like
Exons: 1
Coding region: 1-954 (317 amino acids)
Biological process (GO): G protein-coupled receptor signaling pathway
Cellular component (GO): membrane
Molecular function (GO): odorant binding; G protein-coupled receptor activity; olfactory receptor activity
Source: RefSeq, a predicted model, not a curated record